Molecule: messenger RNA, 2679 nt
Organism: Toxorhynchites rutilus septentrionalis
Lineage: Eukaryota; Metazoa; Arthropoda; Insecta; Diptera; Culicidae
Product: SCY1-like protein 2
Exons: 6
Coding region: 87-2384 (765 amino acids)
Biological process (GO): protein phosphorylation
Molecular function (GO): ATP binding; protein kinase activity
Source: RefSeq, a predicted model, not a curated record
GUUUAUGAAUCAACCAGUGAAAAUUGGCUGCACAAACGUUUUGGGGACAAUCUAAAUUUAUUUGAUUUGAUUUAAUCAACUUUGUUAUGGAUGUUAUCAAUAAAUUUUACUCGUCUGUAACACAGACGGUGUCUUCUGUUCUACCAGGAAAUCCAGUUAUGAGGGAAUAUGAUGUAACUGAUCAUAUUGCAAGCGCUGGUAGAUCUUGUAUGUGGAAAAUUUACUCCGGAUUCAAAAAAUCUACUCGACAAGAGGCUUCGAUUUUUGUUUUGGACAAGAAACAAUUUGAAAAGUUUUCGAAGGAAGACAAAGAAGAAAUGUUUAAUAUUGUAAGAAGCGGAAUUAUCCAUCUCACGAAAAUACGUCAUCCUCAAGUGCUUACAGUUCAAUAUCCCUUAGAGGAAAGCCGGGAGAGUUUUGCUUUUGCUUCGGAACCAGUCUAUGCAAGUCUCGCAAAUAUACUAGGGGACACCACAAACGUUCCUCCUUCUGCGACAAAGCAAUUGAUCAGGCAUAAUUUGCAUGAAGUUGAGAUCAAAUAUGGUUUACUACACCUUUUUCAAGGAAUUCAAUUCAUUCAUAAAACAGCGAAAUUAGUACAUAGAAAUAUCAAUCCGUACAGCGUCGUGCUAAACUCAAAUGGAGUAUGGAAAAUAUUUGGAUUUGAUUACAGUCAAGAUAACCAGGAGAUACUCCGCUAUGACAUCAAUCCUCAUCAAAGUAUUCUCACAUACCCAUGCUUGGAAUAUACGGCACCUGAAUGCGUACUAAAUAAUCAAGUCUCAAUCAGUGCAGAUUACUACUCAUUAGGUAUACUCAUAUGUGCGAUAUAUACGAAUAAAUGCUAUCCGUUCAAAACCAUAGAUAUGGGAAUGCCUACAUUUAAAGCUUUUCUAAUGACAAUGCGGGAAUUAGAAAACACCGUAUUAUUGGAAGUACCAGCGGAAAUCAGGGAAUCUGUUAAAAGCUUAUUGACAGCCAACCCAUCGUUGCGACAGGAUGUGAUUCAAUUCUCUAAGUCAAUUUAUUUUGAUGAUAUUUGUGUGAAAAGCCUCAGUUUUCUUGAGACACUUUUCCAAAGAGACAAUCAGGAGAAAGCCAAGUUUUUCAGAGCCUUUACUCGGAUUAUUGAUCAACUACCUCAUCAUGUGAAUCUGCUUAUGGUAUUGCCAUGCCUUUUCAAGGAAUUUGUGAACCCAACGAUGAUACCAUUCGUUUUACCAAAUGUGUUUCUCAUCGCGAAGAUAUGCACACAGGCGGAGUUUGACAAGUUUGUGUUCAUGCAAUUGAAACCCAUCAUGACCAUCCAAGAACCAAUACAAAUUCUACUGAUUUUCAUGCAGAAUAUGGAGCUUUUACUGAAACUAACUCCUACUAGUGAUGUGACUUUGCAUGUUCUACCACUGGUGUACAAUGCACUCGAAUCUAAUUCCAAACAAAUUCAAGAAUUAUGUCUGGCAAUCAUUCCUUCGUUCGCCAAACUGGUGAAUCAUACUACAAUGCAAAAUUGUGUUUUGACGCGCAUAAAAAAAUUGUGUGCAGAUACAUCUCACAACUCUGUUCGUGUGAAUUGUUUAUUGUGCAUCGGUCAGCUUCUUCCAUAUUUAGAUAAAUGGACAGUUCUAGAUGACAUCCUGUCAUUUCUCCCAACCAUAACUGCUCGCGAACCGGCGGUCAUAAUGGCGAUAAUAGGUAUUUACAAAAUUGCAUCUCAUCACGAAUUGCUUGGGAUUCCGAAAGAGUUUUGUGCCAACAAAGUUUUGCCAUUUCUAUGGCCUCUAUCGAUACAAAACGGGCUCACGUUACAGCAAUAUGGCUCUAUAGUAACCUUUAUGAACGAACUAUCAAAGAAAGUGGAGGUUGAACAUAUGAAUAAACUUCAGCAAUUACAUAUAAAGGAUGAUUCGGUGCAACUAGGAAUAAUGCCACCCGCGGCGAUAGAAAGCCCUAUCGACGAUGCCAAAAAUGAUACAAAAGAAUUCAGAAAUUCGAUACUCGUGAAAAAUAUAGAUGGAUGUAUCUUCCCAAAGAAUAAAGUCAACAAUAAUGAAGACAAAUCCUCAAGGAUGAAUACCAUAUCAACGACGGUCAUAUCAACCAACUCCCAAGUUCUCACAACUACAAUACCUUUUUCAUUAACGUACCCCAGACAGAUUUCGAGUGUAUGGUCACAACAGAAUGAUAACAUCGAAACGACAAGCUGCAUGCGAAGAAGAAAUGACAUUAUGGAACCACUAACAUCCUUUCCAAUUAAUGAUGAUUUUCAAAAUAAUAGUCCCAAUACAAUUCCAUUACUUAAACCAGUGAGCAUUUCCACGCAGUACAGAUCUAUAAAAUCGGAUACCAUUCUGUCUAAAGAAGAAAUUUUAGAGUUUCUGAAAUGAUGAUAACAUUAAGCUUAGUUCAAUUGCAGACACAUAACACUAUCCAAUUACAGAUAACAAUAUCCAAUUCUUAUUAAUUGGUUCCAGGAUCUUUACAAAAGUCGGAGAGAGUCUUUCAAUGAAAAGUGACCGUGCAAUAGGGUGCCAAUGAAAAUGGUCAUCUCUGUAGAAUGUACGAUAUCUUUCCACAUAUCUGUGGUACGGCGGGGCGAAAAGUGCAUACCUUUCUCAUACACAUUGCUAACCUUAUAUUCAGUUCAUAUUCAUUACUCGCAAAUACAAGACGUGAAAAGUA